UUAGACUCUGAUUCAAAUUCAUUAGACUCUGGCUUAGAUUCAUUAGACUCUGAUUCAGAUUCAUCUUCUGAUUCAGAUUCAUUGGACUCUCCUUUAGAUUCAUUACCCUCUGAUUCAAAUUCAACAGAUUCCGCUGUAGAUUCAUUAGACUCUCCUUUAGAUUCAUUACCCUCUGAUUCAAAUUCAACAGAUUCCGUGGAAGAUUCAUUAGACUCUCCUUUAGAUUCAUUAGCCUCUGAUUCAGGCUCACUUGACUCUGAUUCACAUUCCCUAGUUUCCGAUAAAGAUUCAUUAGAGUCUGCUUUAGAUUCGUUUGCCUCGGAUGCAGGUUCAUUAGACUCUGGUUCAUAUUCAUUACCCUCUGAUUCAAAUUCAGCAGACUCCGCUGUAAAUUCAUUAGCCUCUGAUUCAGAUUCAUUAGACUCUCCUUUAGAUUCAUUACCCUCUGUUUCAAAUUCAACAGAUUCCGCUGUAGAUUCAUUAGCCUCUGAUUCAGAUUCAUUACACUCUCCUUUAGAUUCAUUAGCCUCUGAUUCAGACUCACUAGACUCUGAUUCACAUUCCCUAGUUCCCGAUUCAGAUUCAUUAGAGUCUGCUUUAGAUUCAUUAGCCUCGGAUUCAGGUUCAUUAGACUCUGGUUCAUAUUCAUUACCCUCUGAUUCAAAUUCAACAGACUCCGCUGUAAAUUCAUUAGCCUCUGAUUCAGAUUCAUUAGACUUUCCUUUAGAUUCAUUACCCUCUGAUUCAAAUUCAACAGAUUCCGCUGUAGAUUUAUUAGCCUCUGAUUCAGACUCAGUAGGCUCUCCAGUAGUAUCAUUAUUCUCUGAUUCAGACUCACUAGACUCUGAUUCACAUUCUCUAGUUUCCGAUUCAGGUUCAUUAGACUCUAACUCAGAAUCAUUAGAUUCUGAUUCAGAUUCAUCUACAAUAUUAUUAGACUCUGAUUCAGAUUCAUCUGACAAUAAUUCUGCAACAGCAAAAAACAAGGAUCGAAUACUUGUUUCUAACUCAACACCGUCAUCUUUCUCUUCUGCUUCAUCAAACUCUUAUGCUGCCGCUGCUGCAGCCGCUGCCGACACUCCAGUCAAUAUCGAACGGAAUGCUAAGGUUUGCACACCAACAAAAAACAAUACUAACAAUACAAUUUCUACAAACAAUAAUUUCACAAUGCAAAGUACCACUAAUUCUGACUUUUCUAAUGUAAUCAACACAAAUAUCGAUUUAGCUUCCACAUCUACCAACAACAAUUCAGUCUCCACAAACAACUUCACAAAACAAUGUGCUAAUACGGAAUUGGUUAAUGUAAUCAACACAAAUAUCGAUUUAACUUCCAAUUCUACCAACAACAAUGCAACUCUCCCCAUCUCUCAAAACUUUAACUCCCAUCCAUCUUCUCUAUUCUCUCCUUAUAAUCAUACAACUACUAAUGAAACAAACACAGAAAAUCAAGAAUGA
Molecule: messenger RNA, 1455 nt
Organism: Anastrepha obliqua
Lineage: Eukaryota; Metazoa; Arthropoda; Insecta; Diptera; Tephritidae
Product: clumping factor A-like
Exons: 4
Source: RefSeq, a predicted model, not a curated record